This is a messenger RNA of Staurois parvus, 397 nucleotides long. NCBI's taxonomy places the organism in Eukaryota, Metazoa, Chordata, Amphibia, Anura, Ranidae. The record is from the annotation of a GenBank genome assembly.
ACUGCGGGGACAGUACAGAUGACUGCUGACUUUUGGGGAGGGGGGGAGCACGGGGUACCUGAAUUUGACAGGUACCCGCUCUUACUUCCUCGAGAGUUGUUCUUUAUCUUACCUGUUCCUCGAUCCAGCUGCGCGCUGUCUUCCCGGCUUCUGUAAUGGCGCUCGGCAUGACAGCCGGGUGCGAGAGAAUGACUUGCGCAUGAGCGAGAAGCACUUGCGCUUUGUGAUUGGUCCGGCGGCUUCUGGGAUCGGUCAUGUGUCCCAGGUACCGCCUUACCAUUCACAAAAAGCACCGCUUCUUGCGCAUGCGCACUGGGCACCCGGCUGUCAUGCCCAGUGCCCACACUACAGAAGCCGGGAAGACAGUGCGCCGCUGGAUAGAGGAACAGGUAAGAUA